This is a messenger RNA of Papaver somniferum (opium poppy), 1013 nucleotides long. RefSeq lists its product as uncharacterized. Bases 4 to 669 code for a protein of 221 amino acids. The record is from RefSeq and is a predicted model, not a curated record. The transcript is spliced from 5 exons. NCBI's taxonomy places the organism in Eukaryota, Viridiplantae, Streptophyta, Magnoliopsida, Ranunculales, Papaveraceae.
GAAAUGCGUAGGAAGCCAAGAGUAACAAAGGAGAAUCAAGGAGGGAAUGGUGAUGAUGCACUUCUCAAAGAUCAGUCUGUACCAAAAAAUGGUACUAUUAGGAGAUCUCGUAGACUGAAUAAUGCAACAUCUUCUUCCCAGGAUAUUGGUAUGGAAAAUGAGUUGGAUCAUGCAGAUGUCUUGUUAGGCACAGAAGGCAUGGACAACAAAGCAGAACAAAGUUGCACUCGAAGUCCUGAUGUAGAGGAGAAAGAGAUCAAGGAGAUAAAGCGUCCUUCUAAACUCGCCAAAGAAAAACAAGCCGCAGGGAAGAGCUUCCCAUCUCAAGAAUCAAGUGCAGCAGAAAUUAAGCUAGAGGCAAAAGCUAACAAGUAUAAGAGCAUGUAUGUUGAUGCGCAAAAGAAGAUCCGAGUCUUGCAGCGAGAAAAGAAUGACCUAAUUAUAAAGUUGGAAUGUGUUAACGCCAAACUUGAAGGGUAUCUAAAUGGGCAGCAGAUUUUCUGUGGGUUAAUUCAUAGUCUCAAGGAUGCAUAUACUUUUACAACUCCAGCAAAAACAACAGCAACUUCGUUGGAGCGUCCAUCAACUGGUGACGCCAGUGCUACUCCAAAGCGCUCAACUCAAACAAAACCACGAGCAGUUAAAAGAAAGAAAGUCACUUGGGCAUAGAAGUAUGCAACAGAAGAUUUUUUGGUUGGAAUUUUUUGUGGAAAGAAAGGUGUCACUCCAAACUGAUGGUAAUCGAUCUUUUAGUAGCUUUCGCUUCAGUGUUAGUUUUAACUAUUACCCAGUGUAGUGCUAUCUCGCUUGUAACUUAUUUUGCGUACUUCCGACAUUACAAUGGGACAACGAUUGAAUGUUCUUCGUAACUUCAUGCACAGCAUUUCACCUCUUGAAUUGGAACUUGCCAGUAGUAUCUCUCUGGUUUCAGAGUUUCCUUAGUUUUUUUAGAUUGAAAUGGCUCAACUUUUCAUUUUACAUUUUUACAAGACUUGCAUUGUAAAAAGCCUGAG